AUGACGGAAGUAAGAGAUGUUGCCAAGUCCUACGAAAGGGCUAGAAGUACGUUUACACUUUUAUUCACAAGAAUAUAUUUUAACAAUAAAUACGCCACAGUCAUGGCUGCUGGAUAUUUGCUUUUUUCUGCUGCCGUUUGGGCCUUUUUUACCAGUCCAAGGAAACAUGAAUGGGUUGAUGUACUGUUGGACUAUGCUAACCAUAGAAGGUCACAAUAUAGUGGUCUGUGGUCCCAUAUUAACAAGAUUCCUAAUUAUUUUCAAAACUAUACUAAAUUAACUUUAUACUUUGGAGAUUGGAGAAGGAUUGAAUCAGACUGUUUGUAUUUGAGGGAUAAACGGGAUCUUGAUAAUUUAACUGUUUUGUCAAAGAUUUCUAACCGAAAAACAGUUGACAGUGACUUAAAACUAGAUAAUGAAGGCUUGGUUGAGUGUGCUGGAGUCAUUGAAAAUUGCAAAUUUGUAUACUUCCCGAACCAGAAGAACACAGAAGAACAUGAAAAUUUAAGUUUACUGGUACCGCUAGACCUGUUUUACUCUGAAAUGUAUAACUCAACUGAUGUAAAUUAUGUUAAAGAUAGUAAGGGAUUUGUCGCACAUUUGAACAGUUUGGGAUUUAAUAAGAUAUUACUUUGCUCUGGUAAUAAUAAUGUAUAUAAUUUUUAUCAUAAUUUAUUAAAAUACUAA
Messenger RNA from Theileria annulata, 687 nucleotides. RefSeq lists its product as uncharacterized. The coding region runs from base 1 to 687 and encodes 228 amino acids. The transcript is spliced from 5 exons. The record is from RefSeq and is a predicted model, not a curated record. Lineage: Eukaryota; Apicomplexa; Aconoidasida; Piroplasmida; Theileriidae.